CAGGCCCCGCAGGAAGCCCCCCCUCUGCUGGCGUGAAGCCAGAAAGAGCUGGCCCCUCGUCCAGCCUGUGUGGUCCUGGCCCAGCCACCUGCGUCUGCUGGGCCUCGGCGUCUUCAUCUGUAAGACGGGGGAUGGCAGGGGAAAUGUGCGGGCACCGGCCUGAGGGGUCAGACCGCUUGCCAGGGGCAGCUUGCUGGUCCGGCAACUGUCCUUGGCUCCUGGCGGGGCAGCCCCGGGCAGGGCGUCCUCGGCCGUCCGACUCGCCCCAGCCCUAGGUCUUGGCACGUGUGUCACCUCCCCUGCCCCACUCUGGCUGAGCCCUUGGUGAGUGAGGGGUGGGGAGGACAAGGGACUUUAGGGAGAGACCAUCGGGUCCCAUGCUCCCUGCACCCUGGCCCAGCAGGGCCUGGGUUGGGGCGGGCGGCUACACUAGGGAGGAGAGGACGGCGGGGAGGGUCUGGCGUGAAGCCACUGGCCUCUGACUCCACCGACAGAGACCCCACCUGCCCUGACCGUCACCGCCCUCGCGGACCCCUUUCCCGCAUCCGUGCCAGCCCCAGACACAUGCCGGCCGCCCCUCGCCCCAGCAUGGCGUCUGAGCCGGCUUUGUACUCUUGCCCCACGAGGGACGGAUGACAAAAGAAGUCACUCUCUGCAGCUUAAUUUCGCCGCCUGUGAAAGGAGGUGACAGUGGCCGCCCUCUGAUCUCCGAGACCCAUCAGGCUCUCGAAUUCCAGCAGUUUCUAAACUGCACCCUAAGCGGACCGGUCCAGGCGGAAACGAAGGCCCGGCCGCGGUGACGGACGCCACGCACGCGCGCGGCCGCGUCGGCUCAGGCCCCCGCGGGCUGGACUCCGCCUGAUUCCCGCUGACCACAGAGGCUGGGCCGGCCGGGGCGGGCUGGCAGGGCGGGCUGGGCGGAGCACCCGGAGCACCGUCAAUCAAUGUCACUUCCCGGAUGGUCGGCCAGGGCAGUGGACCUGGGCGGUGGCGGCCACUUCUGCAGCCGCUGUGGGGCUUUUCCAGCUCUUGGGGACCUCGAAGGGCGGCCAUCCGGGCAGAGUCCGUUAUUCCAGCCCCUAAAACUCACGGUGGCCGAGCUGGGGAGUGUCACCGGCUCACACCUAAGGCCAGCCUGGCUUUGUCAUCCAGAGGGAGGCGCGGCCGCGGGCGGGGACAGACGGGCAGGGCAGGGCGUAAAUCACAGACAGCUCCGCCCGGGCGCCCGAGCCGCCCAGCCAGGGGACAGCGCCUGACCGUGCGCGACCCCGCGGGAGCUAAUGACCAGAGGUGUUGGAAGAGUCCCACGUGGAUGAAAAAUGGGAUAUUUCUAAACCGAAGUGCUCCCAUCAGCCGCAUGUGCUCCGCCCAUUGGUGGUGUCACUGGGAGGUUUCCCACGACCGACUGAUAAUGCGGAGGGUCCCGAGUUAUGUCAUCCUCGGGUCCCUGACAGAGCCCAAAUUCGCCUUCUCUCUCGGCGUCACACCAGUCCAGCUCCUGUGAAUGGCUUCGGGGGUCCCUGUAGCAGAGACGGCCGGCCGCGACCAGCUCUCCCAAAUACACCGUCCAGGACGCUCGGAAUGACUUCGCGUGACCCUCUGAACCUGUGCUCGUCACCCUCGGCCUGGAGUGGGAGCCGUUAGCGACGUGGGACCCCCACCCAGAGCUGACCCAGAGCUGCUGCUGCUGUCGAUGGGAGGGGUCAGCGACUGGCCUGGUCGCUCCCUACCGCCCCCCACCAAGUACUGCGAAUAGUAAAGAUAAUGAAUAAUAAAAUCUCUGCAUGCUUUGGUCUC
This is a messenger RNA of Pteropus alecto (black flying fox), 1797 nucleotides long. RefSeq lists its product as uncharacterized. Lineage: Eukaryota; Metazoa; Chordata; Mammalia; Chiroptera; Pteropodidae. The transcript is spliced from 4 exons. The record is from RefSeq and is a predicted model, not a curated record. Bases 959 to 1504 code for a protein of 181 amino acids.